This is a messenger RNA of Electrophorus electricus (electric eel), 798 nucleotides long. The record is from RefSeq and is a predicted model, not a curated record. Lineage: Eukaryota; Metazoa; Chordata; Actinopteri; Gymnotiformes; Gymnotidae.
AUGCCCACAUCUAAAAUAAGUAUAAAUGCAAUCAGGCAGGAGGAAGCACUAACCAUUGUGGAAUAUUGUGGAGGUGGAGAUGGUCCUCUUGAUGAUCUUGGUGAAGUCUCAACACAGAACAUUAAGCCACUUGAGAGAAUAAAGCAUGUGUCAGAGGCUGAAUCUGCAGACAGUGCCAUUAGACCAGAAAACCACACCAUAUCUAUAAUUGAGGACAGCAUUACCAUACUGUCCUGUACAUAUGAUGGAUCACCUUAUAGUCUACACUGGUAUAUACAGAAACAUGGUUCAAGACCAGAGUUUCUACUGCUGACUAUUAGAACUACUGAAGAUCUAAGAAGAUAUAGUAGUGGAGAAAGAUCUCACAAUAUUAUCGCUCUGUCAAGACCAAUCAUGUUCACCAUUACACUCUUGUGUGUGUGGCUUUCACUGGGUGACUCUAUGGCAGAUCCAAUAGAACCACUUUUCCCCCAUAAAGCUGAGUUUCAGGGUCAUAAUGUUACUCUGUCCUGCAGCUACAAAGAGUUCAGUGGUACUGUGCAGUAUCUCUACUGGUACCGACAAUAUCCACAAUCCAGACCAGAAUUCCUCCUUUACAUCUUACCAAGUGGAAUGAAGAGUGAUCCUCUCCCACCACGCCUGUUUGUUGAAGUUGAUGUAAAUCUUAAAAAAGUGGAUCUGCUGAUCUCCUCUGCUGCAGUAUCAGACUCUGCACUGUACUACUGUGCCCUGGAGCCCGCAGUAACAGGAAUCCCACUUUCACUGUACAAAAACCUCCUAUUACACAGACAAGAUUAA